CUCGCUGGCAUUACAGAUAAUUUGUUAAUGGCAGUGACGAUACAGGCAUAUACUAUGUGAUAACGGCGGUGUAAAUAGUAAACGGGUUAGAACAGGCACUGAUUUUCUUUUAUUGUAAUUCUAUAUAUUAUUUAUUAGUUAGACAGCUACAUAAUUUCACAACUUUGCAACCCUGUUUGAAUUUAGUGUGUGAGCAAAAAUAAAAAACAAAUUAAAAAAACAGAAAAUCAUUUAUUCAUUUAAUUAGUUUUAUUUUCUCUUUUCUUCUUUUAACACACACACACACAAACACACACACACACACACACACACACACACACACACACACACACACACACACACACACACACACACACACAUUAGGCCUACUUUAUACACGGCACGAUAUAUUGUUUGUCAAGACGCCUGUUGGUUUUAUAAGUGCUAAAAUUAAAUUACAGCCUACGUGAUAAAUGUACAAUACGCGACAGAAGGGACCCCUGGUUUUGUUCUCUUUUCCUUAAUCUAAUUUACAAAAAAAACAAAGAAACGAACGAAAAGGAUCUUUUGAAUUCUCGAGUGAAAGAAAUAGCACUUUUAUUGAUGUGCUUUAAUUUAAUGUAAUACUUUUCAGUAGAAAUUAUUCAUACUCCUGCAGCUGCAUUAUUUUCGUGGAAACUUCAUAUACUGUUAUGAGGCUUAUUACACAUCAGAGAUUUAGCUCCAAAAUAGACAGUGACCUGAAGUAUCCGGGUCUAAGACAGGAAGGUUGAAUAUAGUAGAAAAAUAACCCCAUACGGGAAUUUUCACUGCAGCCUGCGUUUACCGUUUGAUUCACUUACAGUCUUGUCGUGCUAAAUGUUAAUCUGAAAACUACUGCAUGAAAAUCAAACUAUUGCAGCCUCAUGGUAGACUCACGCAUUUCCCAGUAUUAGCUAGUUUUAUAUGUAAAAUGCUGCUCUAGAAAAGAAAAGCCUGCAGAGGACGAUGUCUGGCCAGUCCAAAAACAAGGAAAAACUACUUUAAAAAAAUAGUUGGUGAGUUUAUAAUUCACGAGUCAGUCUUCUUCAUAUCAUCGAGCUGCAAAGUUUCUGUGGUGCGGUGCUGUUUAAAACGCAUUUUGCUGAGCAGCAAUGGUAGGGUGCUUACGUGUCCUAUAAAAUGUCUCGUAAAAGAAGGCUUCCAAAUACAUUUUGUAUCGUUUUGGAUAACCAAGAGGGGAUUGGAACAGCAGCAAGUGCCAAUAAUAAGGAGCUUGCUGUCAUUUAUUUAUUCAUUCAUAUUUUCAUCAUGCAUACGGUUCCUGCUCAAAUCUUGAUAAUUCUUAAAAGUCGAAGUUGUUAUAGCAGAGAGGGUGAGUAUUUAAUGACCAUAGGGAUUGAUUUAUCCUUUAUUGUUCAACCUUAUGAUCACGUGUGUCUGCUACCCAAUGGCAUGACAGCCUGUCUCCCAUUACUUUCCCACUGUAGUUCUCUGCGGAGCGAAGUUGCUACUUGAUUUCUCCACAUUGUUAUUUUGUGAGGCUGGGUUUACUGCGUGUGUAUGUGUGUGUGUGCGGUGUGUGUGCGCGUCUUGCUUUUGCAUGUAUCUGUUGUAUGACUGUGUACAUGUGAAAGUGUAAUUUUUCUGCCAUGUCGACAUCUGGAACACUGACUAGUUAUUACGUCGAUUCCCUCAUUCUUCCCGAGAGCGAGGAGCUCUCUGUGCCGAGAUACACCUCGGGUCCUGGGCUCCAGCACGCCAGACAGCAUGCCUCCAUCGGCGACCACAGCGAGGUCGGGACUUGCACCUUCCCAUCCAAGCCCCAGGUAUUCGGGCCGUCAUGGAGCCACGUCCCGGCUCAGUUCCCAGGCACCGUCUCCUCUGUGUAUCAUCCCCACUACGGGCAUCACCAAGGCACAGUAGGUGGAGAUACAGAUGGCCGCUAUCAAUCCUGGCUUCUGGAGCCGGUGUCCGGUUCGCUGCCGUUGACCGGAAUACCGACGACCCAUCACUACGGAAUCAAACCGGAGGGACUGGGGGCUCGGGCUGAAGGAGCGCUGCCCGGAUCCCACACGGCGCUGCUGCUCUCUGAUUACGCCAAUGGCACUGUGGCGACAGCAUCACCGGUGGAAAAGGACGAACUCUCCGUCCAGACAGGAGAUCUGAGCGGAGAGAGCGAAGAAAAACCGGGCCUGGAUCCAAAUAACCCAGUGUCCAACUGGCUCCACGCGAGUGCCACAAGAAAAAAGCGCUGUCCGUACACCAAGCACCAGAUCCUGGAGCUGGAGAAAGAGUUCCUUAACACCUACCUGACCAGGGACCGUAGGUACGAGGUGGCGAGGCUGCUAAACCUCACCGAAAGACAGGUUAAAAUUUGGUUUCAGAACCGCAGGAUGAAGAUGAAGAAGUUUAAUAAAGACGGCGCACCGAAAGACGAGUGACUGAACUUUAGAUAAAAGCAGCAUUAGACUGAUAGCGAGCUUGGUGUGUAAAAGCUCUUAACUCUGCUGGACCCUGUUUUUAAACGACAUUGUGUUAUUGUUCUAUAUAACAGCUAUAGGGAUAUUUGUCUUGUAAAAAAAACAAAAAACAAAAGCAUGUUGGGCUUUAGUUUAUUUGCGACUACCUUUAUAUUGCACAAUUUUAACAGUGCACCCUCGUUUUUUUAUGAUUUGUCCUUUUCUUAUGCUGAUUUGAAUUAAUACCUCGUUAAAGUGUAUUAGUUGGCCUUGCCCCCGUGCUCGUUUGUGUGUGACUGUUUCUAGCUCUCUGUGUUCCGGAUUGUAGCUAUAUUUGUUGUCUGUCUCGGAGCCAACUGAGCGUAUAGUUUGUAAAUGUAUUUUAUUGUCGUUUCUCUCUUACUGCUAGAAUAAGCCUUUGACUGAAUUUGAAGCUAACGUAGGAACAGUAGAAAAACAGAGCAAAAUAGGUACAUAAAUACAAGGAACCCUCUGAGAACUCUUAUAAAAUUAAAAAUAUAUGAUAGGCUAGAAGUUGUAUUACAUGCCAUGAUUGACUACCUAUGUCUUUCAACUACCUACAUUGACCUUUGUUUUUCAGUUGUGGAUUGUAGUAGAUUUGUUUGCAUUACUGGACUACGUGUGACUGAAUUUCAGGGAGUCAUUUUCAAAGAGCGUAAUAUUUGUUAGUGAGUGACAAUGGAAGAAAACACUGUAGGCUAGCUACUCAUUUUAAUACCUCGCGGUCAUGCUGACCGUCUGACUUUUGGUUCACAAAUGUAA
Archocentrus centrarchus (flier cichlid) is the source of this 3203-nucleotide messenger RNA. RefSeq names its product homeobox A9a (gene hoxa9a). Gene Ontology annotation, cellular component: nucleus. Gene Ontology annotation, molecular function: DNA-binding transcription factor activity, RNA polymerase II-specific; RNA polymerase II cis-regulatory region sequence-specific DNA binding. Gene Ontology annotation, biological process: proximal/distal pattern formation; anterior/posterior pattern specification; embryonic skeletal system morphogenesis. Lineage: Eukaryota; Metazoa; Chordata; Actinopteri; Cichliformes; Cichlidae. The record is from RefSeq and is a predicted model, not a curated record.